Molecule: messenger RNA, 1041 nt
Organism: Cicer arietinum (chickpea)
Lineage: Eukaryota; Viridiplantae; Streptophyta; Magnoliopsida; Fabales; Fabaceae
Product: abscisic acid receptor PYL4-like
Biological process (GO): abscisic acid-activated signaling pathway
Cellular component (GO): nucleus; cytoplasm
Molecular function (GO): signaling receptor activity; protein phosphatase inhibitor activity; abscisic acid binding
Source: RefSeq, a predicted model, not a curated record
CUAACCUCUUUCUCUCUCUCUAUAUGUCAUAAAGAAUACGUUCAUCUUGCCCAAGCUUGAAGUUACUACUAUAUAUAACCCUAACCACAUAACCCAACCCCCUCCCCAAAAAAUAUCCCUUUCAUCAUCUUCAUAUUCAUCUUCAAUUCUCAAACAACCAAGAUCCAUAAAUUCAAUCAUAAUUUUUUGAAAAAAUUUAUUCAUCUUUUCUUUUAAUAAUUAUAUAUAUAAAAAAUGCCUCCAAAAUCUUCUCUCCUCCUCCAAAGAACCGUCGACCACCACUUUGACCACCAGAUCGACAACAACACUCUCUUCGUCAACCCCACCACCCAAAUCCCCGAUCAUAUUUCCCACUACCACACACACGUGGUAGCCGAAGACCAAUGUUGUUCGGCCGUUGUUCAAGAAACAACGGCCUCCAUCGCCUCCGUUUGGUCGGUUGUUCGCCGCUUUGACAACCCUCAAUCUUACAAAAACUUCAUCAAAAGCUGCACCGUGAUUGGCACCGGCGACAUCAACAUCGGAUCACUCCGGGAAGUUAAUCUUAUCUCCGGCCUUCCCGCCGCACGUAGCACCGAACGACUCGAGAUCCUCGACGAGGACCGACAUGUAAUCAGUUUUAGCGUCGUUGGUGGGGACCACCGGCUUGCUAACUACCGGUCCGUGACUACACUUCAUCCCUCCGCCGUAGGUGACGGUGCCGGCACGGUGGUUGUUGAGUCUUAUGUGGUGGAUGUUCCACCGGGAAAUAGUAAAGAAGACACGCGCGUGUUUGUUGAUACAAUUGUACGGUGCAAUCUUCAGUCACUCGCGCAAACCGCUGAGAACAUUACACAACAAAACAACAACAACGAUCCUUAAUUUUAUUUUUAUUUUUACGUUUAUUAUUUAUAUAUAAUAUAAUUUAUUGGGUAAUUAUUAAUUAAGUACUGUUUAUAUUGUGAUUAUUGUUACUAGAUUGUGUAAUGUAUGAGUUUCUUAAAUAUUGCGCUUGAUCAAGAUUUCCUACUUGAUUUAUAUAUAUAUAUUAGGUUUUUUUUA